AGUCUACGAUUUACACCCAAAGAGGAUAGUCGACUUUUCAUUUCGUUUCUGUUACGAUUGUGUAUUAGUAGUAGUGUAUGAAGAUAAAACCAAAACCAAAGCAAUUGGAGAUUUAAAGUUUUCUUUUUAAAGAGAAAUAGUGCUAUUCCAGUGAUGCAUACGUUUAGUGAAACCGGUACCGGUGUUCCUGCGUUCCUGGCCAAGCUUUGGAGACUGGUGGAAGAUCCCGAAACGAACGAUUUAAUCUCCUGGAGUACCGAUGGCCGAUCAUUUAUCAUCCAAAAUCAGGCUCAGUUCGCUAAGGAACUGCUGCCGCUUAAUUACAAACACAAUAACAUGGCCAGUUUUAUUCGACAAUUAAACAUGUACGGAUUCCACAAGAUAACGUCUAUAGACAACGGAGGAUUGCGCUUCGAUAAGGAUGAAAUGGAAUUCACGCACGCUUGUUUCCAAAAGGAUCACCCGUACCUGCUGGAGCAUAUCAAGCGUAAAAUUGCAACCUCAAAACAGCAGCCACCGGAGGAUAAAGGAGGGUUGAAGGUUGAAGCCGUUAACCGAGUCUUUACGGAGUUAAAAAAUAUGCGUGGCCGGCAGGAUUCGCUGGACACUCGAUUUUCUGCCAUGAAGCAGGAAAAUGAAGCCUUAUGGCGUGAGGUGGCUAUUUUACGCCAGAAACAUCUCAAACAGCAGCAGAUCGUCAAUAAGCUUAUCCAAUUCUUGGUCACAAUCGUGCAACCAUCACGAAGUGGUCUUAGUUCUAUGGGAAAUGGCAACAAUAAACGUCGGUUCCAGCUUAUGAUCAACGAUGCGCCCCAGUCAAAGGUGAAGAAAACCGAUAACAAUGAAGGUGCUACCAUUCAAGAGUUGGGUGAGGCACUAGAGGAGGUAGCCUACGAGAACGAGCAAGAGUUAAUCGGCCAGGAUAAGAAUGAAAGUGAAAAACCUACGUCUAGUAUAAGUGUGAGGAAACCGCGUAGUUCGAAAGUUUCGAUCAGCGAAUAUGUCAGUGAUAUGUUCAACCCGUUCAUCCAUAACAGGACAUCCGAAGAGCCGGAGGUAACUUCUCCAAGUUCUAUGAAUGAUCAGUCGCCUUACCAUCCAGACAAUGUGGACGACAUUGUCGAGGAGAUUGUUAUCUCACCGACCUACAAACCUCGACAGCGGCCGGUUGGUGUUAAACAGGAGGAACCCGAUUGCUCGGCGAUCCUAUCUGACAGUCUAUUGCAACUCACUGAUGGGAAUGUUGGUGACGGAGAGCAACACGUUGAAUAUGAUAACGAUAAUUACUUAGUGGAUCACGUGGUGGAUGAGAUCGACCCGAACGACAUCCAGCUGUACAACGAUACAGACAUGCUGAACACGCCACUUGUCAUUAAAGAGAUACAAAAACAGCAACAACUGAAGCAGAAGCAAAACGGAUCCCAACAACAAUCAGUACAGCAAAAGUCAAUUGGUAAAGGACAAAGUUUGCUGAAAAUGAAGAAAAAUGGUCUUGCGAAUAAAGUGCAACAGAAAAGUUUGCUAAACGCAAGCCGACCGACACAAACGGAUUCAAACAUGUUAACUCGAAGUGGUAAACGUACGGCCACCAGUGGUAAGCAGAUAAACUUACCGACUGAUGAUACAGGUGCCAUAGCUGGUUCCUCUGGAUCUGUCACAAACGUCACGACAAAUACCGAGUCCUUGCCAUCAUCGCACGUUGGUUAUGGCGUGAAUGAUUUCAUCAUUAAUGAGGUGCCGGUGGACAUUUUUGACGACAGCAGCAACGUGGAAAAGAGCUCUCCCAUGAUCGGUGCAUUCAACUUCGACGGAGGGUUUUAUAAUCCCAACGUUAACAUUAACGAGAUCAAGGAACGACAGCAGCAGUCACAGCAGCAGCAGCAGCAACAACAACAGCAACAGCUGACGGAACCAGCGGAAGUGCUUACACCGAAUACUCUGUUAGCUGACAACGGUAACCAGCCUAAUAAUGACGAAGAGUUACCCAAUGCUGGUGCACUGGCGCGGUUUUCUAGCAACGAGCUUGAUCGGUUGCAAUCACUCUCCGAAUAUGGACAACACAUUGAUGCCGUUCAGACGGAUUUAGAUUCGUUGAAGGACUUACUCAAAGGAGAAGGCUACCAGCUGGAUGCUAACACGUUGCUUGGGACCUCAAGCGGAAACACAGCACAAUAUGGCAGAGUAUUCUUCUCGCCUACGACACCGUCUACAUUCGAUAUCAAUAAGCUUUUUAGCGGCAAUGAAGACAUUAUGGGGUACGAUUUUCCGAUGAACCUUCCGGAUAUGGGCGAAGCACAGCGGAAGGCCGGUGGAGAGAAUAGCAUGGCGGUUGCUGAAACCAGCGGAAGCAGCAACUCGAACGGUCAAAUAUCACCCACUGCGACAAAUGGUUCGUCGAAUCGACUCAUUACAUACAAAGGAGCACCCGGAGGCACCUUAAUGGGUGAAUAUGUAGAUCUGAAUGAACUGCUUAAUUUGGAAGGCGCUGACGAGGAGGAAAAUUCUACUGUAAUUUAAGCACAUACUGAACAACGUUAAAUCUUUUUAGUCAUAGUGUGUUGUUUCGUUUCACAAUUUUGUUAGUUUUUUCUGCUACUAAAUAUCAGUAACCUGUCCUGAUUGGUUGAGUGUGAAUGCAAUUUCACGAUGAAUGGAUGUUUUCUGUUAUAAUGUUGAACGUAUUAUGUCAAUAGUGGAGCAGGCUUGUUACAAUUAAUCACAACAAAUAUAAAGUCCCUUAUACACUUGCAAGUCACAUUUAACAUCACAUCCGAUGUAAGACAAUUUACUGGCCUUUUAAUUUUCAGUGAUCCGCUAAGUACAGGAUAAUUGAAAAUAAAGGGCGAACGAACAAAUAAACAAUUAUGGAUCCACUUGAAUAAUGAAGUUUUUGGCACCUUACAUGAUUUGGAAGAACCAAUCUACGAUACUAUCUUGUUUGAAUACUAUUAUUUAAGUAUCAUAUUGGGUGAUUAGUGGAUCGGAUCUAUUCAUUUAUGAUAUGUAAUCCAACGUAUUUCAUUUUUGUCAGCAUGUCUAUGAAUCAAAAUUUAAGCAUUGAUAUAAAGUUGUACCUGAUUAAUUUGCGCUGAGAGCGAGAAAAAAACACAGAUAUAUUUUCUGGCCUAAUGAUGGACAUAUGUAACGCAUUUAGUUUGUAAACCCGAUGGCCAAAAAAAAAACUACUAAUUGAAUGAAUUUUGAGAACUGCAUUAGAGCGAUUGAUUUGAUUUUAUAUACGAAAAGCGCAAAUUGAGGUAUGAGGAACGUUUUUACGCAUGAUAGGAAACGAAUACAACUAUGGAAUACUCUGUUACUAA
Messenger RNA from Wyeomyia smithii (pitcher-plant mosquito), 3320 nucleotides. It is a transcript of the gene Hsf, whose product is annotated as heat shock factor protein. Gene Ontology annotation, biological process: regulation of DNA-templated transcription. Bases 154 to 2517 code for a protein of 787 amino acids. The transcript has 11 exons. NCBI's taxonomy places the organism in Eukaryota, Metazoa, Arthropoda, Insecta, Diptera, Culicidae. Gene Ontology annotation, molecular function: sequence-specific DNA binding; DNA-binding transcription factor activity. The record is from RefSeq and is a predicted model, not a curated record.